Messenger RNA from Rhizoctonia solani, 1887 nucleotides. Its product is annotated as Retrotransposable element Tf2 protein. Gene Ontology annotation, molecular function: nucleic acid binding; zinc ion binding. The transcript is spliced from 3 exons. The record is from RefSeq and is a predicted model, not a curated record. Lineage: Eukaryota; Fungi; Basidiomycota; Agaricomycetes; Cantharellales; Ceratobasidiaceae. The coding region runs from base 1 to 1887 and encodes 628 amino acids.
AUGAGUGCAAGAAGAUGGGGCAGACCACCCCGAUUGGAUUUGGGAGGAAAUCAGCCUGGCCCAGCCAACCCCAAGAAGAGUUGCUCCCCCGCAAGUCCCAUCUCCCCCUCCAUCUCCGCGUCUCCAAUCCCCAAUUGGAACAGCUGCCCCUCCACCUCCGGCUCCAGUCGCGCCUAUCCUGCUCCAGUCAAGGUUGACCACCCCAAUGCCUACACAGGCAAAAUAGGGAGCAAAGCCAAGCAAUGGCUGACUUGGAUGUUAGCCUGGACCCGCCUCAAUUCGCGGAUGUUCCCCACCAAUCAAGAGGUCCUCUCCUUCCUCUUGAUGAACAUGAAGGACUCUGCCGGGGCUUGGGCCCACCCACACCUUGACCAGCUUGGAUCACACCAAGCCAUCAUCCAAACCGUUGAGGGGUUCAAACUGGAGUUCUUGGCAGCAUUUGGCAACCCUGACGCCACAAGGGCCGCCAAGCGGAAAAUCACCACCCUCACCCAGUCCAGCACAUGUGCGGACUACAUUACAAAGUUCAGGACCCUUGCAAUGGAACUGGACUGGAAUGACGCGGCCCUUAGAGGCCAGUUUGCCCAAGGCCUCCAUUGGGAGGUCAGCCGCCAAAUUGCAACAUGCAAAACUAGCCCGCGCACCCUCCUCAAGCUGCAGAAUGCAGCACUUGUCAUUGACAACGCUCUCCGCAAAGAGCAAGCUAGCCACCUGCCAAGGGAUAAUAAGCCUAGCAGACCAUCCAACCCCGCAAGGGGGACAAGUACCGGCCAACCCACAACCGGUUCAAAGAGACUCUCCAAUGACCCCAACUUUGUGUCAGAGGAAGAGCGUAACCGCCACUGCGCCACAGGCGCCUGCAUCAAAUGCGGCAAAAUGGGCCACAAGUUUGCAGAAUGCUGCACAGGCUGGAAAGCCACCCCUAUUGAGGACAAGGGGAAGGCUAAGGAAACUGCCAAAAUUGGCAAAGACUCCAAGUACCAAUUGGGAAAAGAUAACAAUAGAAUAUCCCCACUCUUCACAAUUUCAAUUAAGCCAGAGGAACAAGCGGAACAUUUAGAAGUCCUGAUAGACUCAGGCGCCACAUCUUCCUUCCUUCACCCCCGCACCACCAAGGCAUUAUGCCUACCUCUCAUAGAUCUCUCAACUCCCCAAACCGUUACCAUGCUUGAUGGGUUGAGCCCCCAGGCUGGAAAAAUCUGGAAGAAGGCCAACUUAACCUUCUCCUUUGAUGGCAAACGCAUGACUGAGACUUUCCUAAUCUGCAACACAGGGUCUCAUGCUGCUAUCUUGGGAUUGAAGUGGCUAGAUGCCCACAACCCGGAAAUUGACUGGAACCAACGCACCCUCUCCUUUCCCCAUACUGUGCUGGAACACGUGGCCAUUGCCAAAGAGGAAGAAGCUGACAAGGACCCCCUCAAGGGAGUACCCUCCAAGUACCACCAAUAUGCCAAGGUGUUUGGAGAAGAAGAGUUCAAUAAGCUUCCUCCACAUAGGCAUUACAAUAUCAGCAUUGAGCUCACAGAAGAAGGCCCCUUAAACUCUCCCCUCUAUAGUAUGACAGAUGCCAAAUCCGCUACACUUAAGGACUGGCUCAGGGACAAGUUAAAGGCCGGCAAAAUCCGCCCAAGCAAAUCUUCUAUCAGUUCACCCAUAAUGUUUGUGCCCAAAAAGGAUGGUUCCUGCCAAUUGGUUGUUGAUUACCGCCGCCUUAAUAACCAGACAAAGAAGAAUGUCUACCCUUUACCCUGCCCCAAUGACCUAAUGGCCCAGCUCCGCAGUGCCAAGGCUUUUACCAAACUAGACCUGAGGUGGGGUUACAACAAUGUCCGUGUCAGAGAAGGUGAUGAAUGGAAAACAGCUUUCCGCACCAAGUACGGCCUUUAA